AUAAAAAUGAUCUAUUACUUUGAGUAGAUUUUAAAAAUUUUAAUUUAAAAAGGACCAUUUCUUACAUACCCAGAGCCUAACACUCACAUACAGACAUACAUAACAGUCCAAACUCAUCCACAGAGAUACACAUCCACCCAACACCAACCUUCAAAAUGAGCGAAUCGAUUGAGCGCAAAACCCUGAUUCAGGAAAAGAGAAAACUCAUGGAGGAGAAGAGGAUGAGCAUGGGAAUGAAGUCAUUCUGCGCUUCUUUUGUCGGGACCAAUUUCCGACUGAGUGAGGAGCCGCAGUACUCGUUCUCGGCCAUGAUAAAGCGGCAUAAGGCUGAUAACCAAUUUGUUGAUGUUAAUUAUGAGGACUUAGAGCAAGAGGAGUAUGUGCCCAUUUAUCAAACUGUAUUCUUUGACGACAAGGACCCCGUGCAUGAACCCACAUUCUCUAAGCACCGCAUACCACUGCAAAUACGAUGUCUGGAGCGGUACCACAAUUCCAAGCGGGAGUACGCCCAGCAGUUCAAGCGCGAAAUUAAACUCCUGAUCGACAAUCAGUCUACGGCCGAGAGUGCCUGGCAAUUCGUAAGGACAAUGGCUUAUACCACUCUUUGGCCGCCGCUUCAUACAAGAAAAGAACUAAAGAUUUUUGAAAAGGAUUUUUGCAAACUUUCUCCUACUGAGCAGCAUCGGUACAAUAAAAUAAUGGCGACAAAUUUUACAUGAAGGCUCUGAAGUUACACAUGUGAACUAUUUAUAAUUCCAAGAAAAAUAUAAUUUUAAGAACCUUAGUGUUUUAA
Messenger RNA from Drosophila rhopaloa, 793 nucleotides. RefSeq lists its product as uncharacterized. The transcript has 4 exons. NCBI's taxonomy places the organism in Eukaryota, Metazoa, Arthropoda, Insecta, Diptera, Drosophilidae. The record is from RefSeq and is a predicted model, not a curated record. The coding region runs from base 156 to 719 and encodes 187 amino acids.